Molecule: messenger RNA, 1965 nt
Organism: Elaeis guineensis (African oil palm)
Lineage: Eukaryota; Viridiplantae; Streptophyta; Magnoliopsida; Arecales; Arecaceae
Source: RefSeq, a predicted model, not a curated record
CAAUCCCUCUUGACGCCACGCCACUCCACUCCGGACCAAUGGAUCCUACUCCGGCUGAUUCGCCGUCAGCCGAAUCCCGGAUCGGCCGGAUCAACUCGGUCGUGGCAAAGUCCUGGCUCGGGAAGCGCUUCAAACUCGCCGAGCGAGGCUCCACCUUCACGACGGAGCUCCGCGCCGGCACCGCCACCUUCUUGACCAUGGCCUAUAUCCUCGCCGUCAACGCGUCCAUCCUCGUCGACUCCGGCGCCACCUGCUCCAUCUCCGACUGCAACAACCCCUCGCCGACGUGCAAGUUCCCCCCGGUCGACCCCGGCUACGCCGCCUGCCUCGGCCGCGUCCGCCGCGACCUAAUCGUCGCCACUGCCGCCUCGUCCAUCAUCGGCUCCGUCAUCAUGGGUGCCUUCGCCAACCUCCCCCUCGCCGUCGCCCCCGGCAUGGGCACAAACGCCUACUUCGCCUACACCGUCGUCGGCUUUCACGGCUCCGGCAGCAUCUCUUACGGCAACGCCCUCGCCGCCGUCUUCCUCGAGGGCCUCCUCUUCCUCCUCCUCGCCGCCCUCGGCUUCCGCUCCAAGCUCGCCAAGCUCGUCCCUCGCCCAGUCCGCAUCUCCUCCUCCGCCGGCAUCGGUCUCUUCUUGGCCUUCAUCGGGCUCCAGAACAACGAGGGCGUCGGCCUCGUAGGUUACUCCUCUUCCACCCUCGUCACCCUCGGCGCCUGCCCCCGCGACGCCCGCGCCUCCCUCGCCCCCGUCCGCUCCUUCUCCAACGGCACCGUCGAGCUCAUCCCCGGCGGCACAGUCUCCGGCGACAUCCUCUGCCUCCACGGCCGCAUGGAGAGCCCCACCUUCUGGCUCGCCGUCGUCGGCUUCCUCAUCAUCGCUUUCUGCCUCAUCAAGCGCAUCAAGGGCGCCUUGAUCUACGGCAUCAUCUUCGUCACCGCCGUCUCCUGGUUCCGCGGCACCGCCGUCACCGCCUUCCCCGACACCGCCGCUGGCGACGACGCCUACAGCUACUUCAAAAAGGUCGUCGACGUCCACCCCAUCCGCUCCACUGCUGGCGCCCUCAGCUUCUCGUCCAUCGGCCAGGGCCACUUCUGGGAGGCCCUCGUCACCUUCCUCUACGUCGACAUCCUCGACACCACCGGGACCCUCUACUCCAUGGCCCGCUUCGCCGGCUUCGUCGACGAGCACGGCGACUUCGAGGGCCAGUACUUCGCCUUCAUGUCCGACGCCACUGCCAUCGUCGCCGGCUCCCUCCUCGGCACCUCGCCGGUGACGGCGUUCGUCGAGUCCUCCACCGGGAUACGGGAGGGCGGAAGGACCGGGCUGACGGCGUUGACGGUGGCGGGAUACUUCUUCCUGGCGUUUUUCUUCACGCCGCUGCUGGCGUCGAUACCGGCGUGGGCGGUGGGGCCGCCGCUGGUGCUGGUGGGGGUGAUGAUGAUGAAAUCGGUGGCUGAGAUCGAUUGGGAGGACAUGAAGGAGGCGAUCCCGGCGUUCAUGACGCUACUCUUGAUGCCGCUGACCUACUCCAUCGCCUACGGUCUAAUCGGGGGGAUUGGGACCUACAUCGUCCUCCACUCUUGGGACUGGGCCUGGUCCGCCUGGUCCCACCUUCACCUGGGCCCCGCCGAUACAAAUACCUCGUCGGUUAUCGGUACCGCUGCUAAUAAUAUCGGCACUGCCAAUAAUAGUAACAGUGCCAUUAGCAGUGAUAAUGACCGGAAUGAGAAACCGAUUCAGGUCUAAGGCUGGGCAUCUGUCAUGUGAAGGGAUUGUUGCAAUUGAUGGGAGUAAUUGCACCUGUGGAUUCCUCAGUUUUCUAUUUUUACCAUUUUUCCAUCCCUUCUGAGGAAUCCUGUUUAUCUUCGUAAAAAAUAGGACAAUUAGAGAAUUAGGCAAUCUAAAUAGGAAAUUGUUGUUUGGAAAUUUAGAUAAUAUACAGUGGGUUUUUUUUUUUCUUUUA